UGGGUUUCCAUUCAACUUCACCGCAAUGCCUGCCCUUGAGAGUCUUGACUUGACAUCAAAUCAAAUCACAGAUCGACUUCCUAAAGAGAUGGGUGUUUUAACCAAGCUUCAAGUCUUGAACUUGGCACGAAACCAACUCUACGGCACAAUCCCCGCAGCCUUUGGGAACAUUUCCUCGCUCGUUACUCUAGACUUAGGGACCAAUUUUCUGAAUGGAUCGAUACCAAGCCAAGUGGGUGAGCUUCACAAUCUCAAGCAUCUUGUGCUUCGUCUCAAUCAUCUCUCUGGCCUAGUUCCACCCAACGUGUUCAACAAGUCCUCAUUACUCACCCUUGUCUUGGCUUCCAACAGAUUUGAGGGAACAUUUCCACCUGACAUUGGAGACAAUCUCUCCAAUCUUUUAGUCUUCCACUUUUGCUUCAAUCAGUUUACUGGAACAAUCCCUCAUUCAAUCCACAACAUGACCAAAAUUCAAAUCCUACGCUUUGCUCAUAACUAUUUUCAUGGAAUGCUGCCACCAGGUUUGGAAAAUCUCCCUCAACUUUCAUAUUACAAUGUUGGGUCGAAUAAGAUUGUCAGCGUCGGUGAUGAUGGACUUAGUUUUAUACGUUCUUUGAUGAACAACUCGCAUCUCGAUUACUUGGCAAUCGACGAUAAUCAGUUGGAGGGUCUAAUUCCAGAAACUAUUGGAAAUCUUUCGAAGGAUCUUUCAGUGUUGAACAUGGGUGGGAAUCGUAUGUAUGGCAACAUACCUCCCUCAAUAUCUAAUUUGCGUGGCUUGUCUCUGCUAAAUUUGAGCGAUAACUUGUUAUCAGGUGAAAUCCCACCUCAAAUAGGCAAGUUGGGAAUGCUACAAAUGCUUGGUUUGGCUAGGAAUCGAUUCUCUGGUAACAUCCCAACCUCACUAGGAAAUCUUCAAAGAUUGAUUGAAUUUGAUUUGUCAGGAAACAGUUUAAUUGGAGAAAUACCAGCUUCUUUUGGGAACUUUGUGAACCUAUUCUCGUUGGACUUGUCCAACAAUAUGCUGGAAGGAAGUGUACCAAAAGAGGCACUCACUUUGCCUCAUUUAAGCAAGCUUUUAAACCUAUCCAAUAACCUUUUUAGUGGGUCUCUGCCGAAAGAGAUUGGGUUGCUACAAAAUGUUGUUGCCAUCGAUAUCUCUAAUAACCAUAUCUCUGGUAAUAUUGUUUCUUCAGUCAGUGGUUGCAAAAGCUUAGAGGUACUGAUAAUGGCCAGAAAUGAAUUCUCAGGCUCCAUUCCAAGAGCUUUACAAGAUCUUAGAGGCUUACGACGUCUCGAUCUAUCCUCAAACCAUCUUUCAGGCUCCAUUCCUAGUGAGCUUCAGAAUAUAGCAGGGCUUCAGUUUUUGAAUCUCUCUUUUAAUGAUCUGGAAGGAGCAAUCCCUAUAGGUGGAGUAUUUGAAAAAAUCAACAACAUUUAUUUAGAAGGUAAUCCAAAGCUUUGCUUGUAUUCUUCAUGUCCAGAAAGUGGAUCUAAGAGUGCAAAACUAACUAAAGUUAUAGUCUACACGGUUGUAUUUUCAACAUUAGCACUCUUUUUUGUGAUUGGUAUGGUCAUCUGUUUGAAGAAGAAGAAAUCGAUGGUUGUACCAUCGACCGAGUUGCUGAGGAGGCAAUAUGAAAUGGUUACUUAUGAUGAGCUGCGUUCAGCUACAAGAAAUUUCAAUGAGAAGAAUUUGAUUGGAAAAGGAAGCUUUGGUUCAGUAUACAAAGGAAAUUUAAAGCAAGGAGUUCCUGUGGCUAUCAAGGUUCUUGACAUGAACAGGGCUGGUUCUAUAACUAGUUUUUUGGCAGAGUGUGAAGCCUUGCGGAACGUGAGACAUCGAAAUCUUGUUAAACUCAUCACAGCAUGCUCCAGCAUAGACUUCUCAAACAUGGAAUUUCGAGCUUUGAUUUAUGAACUUUUGAGCCAUGGAAGUUUGGACGAAUGGAUUCAAGGCCAAAGAAGCCAUGAAAGUGGAAUUGGACUCAAUAUCCUUGAGCGAGUGAACAUCGCCAUCGACAUCGCUUCAGCGAUAAAUUACUUACACCAUGAUUGUAGGUUUCCUAUAAUCCACUGUGAUUUAAAGCCCAGCAACAUUCUUUUAGAUGAACACAUGACUGCAAAAGUAGGAGAUUUCGGACUGGCUCGGUUGCUUAUGGAAAGUACAGACACUCAAUCUUCUAUCACUUCUACACAUGUUCUAAGAGGUUCCAUUGGUUACCUUCCUCCAGAGUAUGGCUAUGGAGUAAAGGCAACAAAAGCAGGAGAUGUGUACAGUUUUGGAGUAACAUUGUUAGAACUUUUUACAGGGAAGACUCCAACAGAUGAAUAUUUCACAGGAGAACUGAAUUUGGUAAAGUGGGUAGAAUCGUGUUUCCCGAACGAUUUGUUGGAAGUGAUAGAUUUCAAAUUGUCAAGGCUUUGUGUGGAUUUGAAACACGAAAAUCAAAUCAUAAAUUCUGAUAAGCAGAAGGGUUGUUUGAUCCAAACAAUUGAAGUUGCGCUCUCAUGUACAGUGAAUUCUCCGACAAACCGCAUUGACAUCAAAGAUGCUCUAUCAAAGCUUAAAAAUGCCAAAGACAACCUAAUUUGUUCUACUAAGAAAAGCGUUUCAUGCAGCGAAGAUUACUCAGUUCAUGAUUUAGAAUAUUGAGUAAAAUUCUAAUAAUGUAAAGAUUACCAACCUGAGCGAUGACCUAAAUUUGAAAUGCGCAAAACUUCGGUGGAGAUCAAUGAAGGAGCGGAGCCAAGGGUUUGCAGAAGACUCUUUUUGACGGUGGAGCUCGCUUUCAUGACUUAGCGUUAAGGUUUCACAAAA
Molecule: messenger RNA, 2821 nt
Organism: Cucurbita pepo subsp. pepo (vegetable marrow)
Lineage: Eukaryota; Viridiplantae; Streptophyta; Magnoliopsida; Cucurbitales; Cucurbitaceae
Biological process (GO): protein phosphorylation
Molecular function (GO): protein kinase activity; protein binding; ATP binding
Source: RefSeq, a predicted model, not a curated record